Molecule: messenger RNA, 1563 nt
Organism: Dictyostelium discoideum AX4
Lineage: Eukaryota; Evosea; Eumycetozoa; Dictyosteliales; Dictyosteliaceae
Gene: lap
Product: leucine aminopeptidase
Exons: 1
Coding region: 1-1563 (520 amino acids)
Biological process (GO): proteolysis
Cellular component (GO): cytoplasm
Molecular function (GO): metal ion binding; manganese ion binding; metalloaminopeptidase activity
Source: RefSeq, a predicted model, not a curated record
AUGUUAAAAAAUAUUAUUAAUAAAAAGAAUUUAUUUAUUAAUAAUCAACAAAACAUCUUUCAAAUAAUUAAAAGAAAUAAAAUGACAGAUAGUACAGUUGAUAAUAAAGGAUAUAUUGUAGGUAUCUACGAGAAUGAAGAGUUUACACCAUUAGGUCAACAGUUAAAUGAAAAGACAAAUGGUCAUUUAUUGAAGAGUAUUAAAUUAUCAGAUACCAAAGGUAAAGUUGGAGAUAAUUUAGUUUUAUACAAUGUCACACCAGAGGUUUCAAGAGUUGCAAUCGUUGGCUUGGGUAAGAAAGAAAAUAAUAAUAGCACCACCUAUGAAAAGAAUGAAAACACUCGUAAAGCAAUCGGUAGUGGUGUUAAAGCAUUGAAAUCAAAGAAUGCCACCCAUUUAACCAUCGAUUCAAACAUUGGUGAUGCCAAACAAACUGCAGAGGGUGCAUUCCUUUCAAACUUCAAAUUUGAUUUCAAAACAGGUACUUCUGGUAAAACAGCCAAUUCCACCAAUGAAUCCAUUCAAGUUCAAUUAUCACCAUCACCAUCAAGUGAAGAAUGUUUUAAAGAAGGUAAAAUCUUGGCUGAAUCUCAAAAUUUCGCAAGAGUUUUAAUGGAGACACCAGCAAAUCUUUUAACACCAACCAAUUUCGUUCAACAUGUUAGCAGUCAAAUGAAAGAGUUAAUCGAUAGUGGAAAGGUGGAGAUGAUCGUCCGUGAAGAACAAUGGGUUAAAGAUCAAAAGAUGGGUAUGUUUUGGGGUGUUGCUAAAGGUUCCGAUGAACCAUUGAAAUUCUUAGAACUUCACUAUCGUGGUGCAUCUGCCGAUGGUAAGGAUUCAAUAGUUUAUGUUGGUAAAGGUAUCACUUUUGAUAGUGGUGGUAUUUCAAUUAAACCAUCAGCAAAUAUGGGUUUAAUGAAGGGUGAUAUGGGUGGUGCUGCCACUGCUGUCUCUGCAAUGUUUGGUGUUGCUUCAUUGGGUUUAAAGGUCAAUUUAAUUACAAUCACUCCAUUAUGUGAAAAUAUGCCAUCAGGUAAAGCAACUAAACCAGGUGAUAUCCUUACCGCUGCAAAUGGUAAAACCGUUGAAGUCGACAAUACCGAUGCCGAGGGUCGUUUAAUCUUGGGUGAUGCUUUACAUUAUGCUUGUUCAUUCAAACCAACUCAUAUCAUUGAUAUCGCUACCUUGACUGGUGCCAUCGAUGUUGCCUUGGGUCAACAUUAUGCUGGUUGUUUUACAACCACCGACUCACUUUGGGAUCAAUUAAAUGAAUGUGGUAACAUUAGUGGUGAAAGAUUAUGGAGAAUGCCAUUGAUUCCAGAAUAUCGUAAACAAAUGGAAACCUCAAAAGUUGCCGAUUUAAUCAAUUCUGCUGGUCGUUCAGGUGGUGCUUGUUGUGCUGCUGGUUUCCUUAAAGAAUUCAUUACAGCCGAUCAAUCUUGGUCUCACCUUGAUAUUGCUGGUGUUAUGUCAUCAUCUGAAGAUGGUCCAUACAUUAGAAAAGGUAUGACUGGUAAACCAACUCGUACUUUAAUAGAAUUUGCUAAAAAGAAUCAACAAUAA